AUCAUAGCUACAUCAGCGUUAGGGAUAGGCGUGGAUUUCCUCGGCGUGGUUUCUAUACUGCAUAUAGGGAUGCCGUGGAGCAUGAUCGACUACGUGCAGGAGAGCGGGCAUGGAGGGCGAGCUGGUGAGCGAGUGGACUCCAUCAUUCUUGUUGAGCAGGGCGAGGUAGAGCAUACGAUGGAGCAGAAGAGUGAGGACUUGGACGUGCAGGCAAUGGGCAUGUUUCUUAUCGGGAGCGGGUGCCGGCGAGGGCUAAUGAGCAGCUACUUGGAUGGCAAGUGGGUAGAAUGCAACGAUAUCGAGUCGGCUGAGUGUGACCGGCACAGCGAGGGGGUUCACGAGUGGCAGGACUCACAGGUGGAGACAAGCUGGGAGUGGCAGCAGGUGCAGGAGAUGAUGGACGAGCUCCGUGAG
Molecule: messenger RNA, 414 nt
Organism: Westerdykella ornata
Lineage: Eukaryota; Fungi; Ascomycota; Dothideomycetes; Pleosporales; Sporormiaceae
Exons: 1
Biological process (GO): double-strand break repair via homologous recombination
Cellular component (GO): cytoplasm; chromosome
Molecular function (GO): four-way junction helicase activity; 3'-5' DNA helicase activity
Source: RefSeq, a predicted model, not a curated record